Messenger RNA from Populus trichocarpa (black cottonwood), 868 nucleotides. RefSeq names its product histone H1.1. Gene Ontology annotation, biological process: chromosome condensation; negative regulation of DNA recombination; nucleosome assembly. The transcript is spliced from 2 exons. The record is from RefSeq and is a predicted model, not a curated record. Lineage: Eukaryota; Viridiplantae; Streptophyta; Magnoliopsida; Malpighiales; Salicaceae. Gene Ontology annotation, cellular component: nucleus; nucleosome. Gene Ontology annotation, molecular function: nucleosomal DNA binding; double-stranded DNA binding; structural constituent of chromatin. Bases 74 to 667 code for a protein of 197 amino acids.
UUUCCAACAAAAAGCAUCAUUUCGACACAACUAGAUCUCAGUCUCUUGAUUUAUUAAUUCUCUGUAAUCAAUCAUGCCCUCUGCCGCCGUUAAAGCUCCGUCGAAGGCCAAAGCCAAUCCUUCAAAAUCGAAGAAACCUCCACCACCAGCAGCAUCUGCUGCUGGUGCCAAGAAGCCUAGAGCCUAUCCUACUUAUCACGAGAUGGUCAAGGAGGCACUUGUGGCUUUGAAGGAGAGAACUGGAUCGAGCCAGAUCGCGAUUGCUAAGUUCAUCGAGGAGAAGCAGAAGUCUAGCCUCCCGGCAAAUUUCAAGAAACUGCUGCUUGUUCAAUUGAAGAAACUUGUUGCUAAUGGCAAGCUUGUUAAGGUCAAGAACUCCUUCAAGCUCCCUCCUAAAUCUCCCGCUACUGGUGCAGCUGCUAUUAAGAAAGCGGCUCCUACCAAGCCCAAGCCCAAGGCUGAAUCUAAGCCGAAGAGUGCACCAGUGAAACGCAAGGUUGUGGCUAAGCCGAGCCCGAAGAAGGCGGCGAAGACCGAGGCUGUUAAGUCGCCAGCGAAGAAGGCUGUUGUUGCGGUUAAGAAGAAGACUCCGGUGAAGAAGGUUGUUAAGAAGCCAAAGAGUAUUAAGUCACCGGCGAAGAAGGCCGUUAAGAAAGCGGCGAAGUGAAAGUAGUUAGUUUGUUUGGAUGGAAUGGCAGGAUUGUAAAUUUAGGGUUUAGUAAGGGUCGCUUUGGGUAUAGAAUAGUCAGGUUUUCAGGAGAAACAAUUUCGGUGCAAUUCAAUUCCUGUUUGAAUGAAAUUUGCUUUAAUCUUCCAGUUGUUUUACGAAAUCAGUUGAUUAAUUAAAGGUAUCUCGGUUUGAAUGAAA